Messenger RNA from Caenorhabditis elegans, 1128 nucleotides. RefSeq names its product Calponin homology domain-containing protein (gene ebp-2). The transcript is spliced from 4 exons. Lineage: Eukaryota; Metazoa; Nematoda; Chromadorea; Rhabditida; Rhabditidae. The coding region runs from base 14 to 913 and encodes 299 amino acids. Gene Ontology annotation, cellular component: cytoskeleton. The record is from RefSeq and is marked reviewed. Gene Ontology annotation, molecular function: microtubule binding.
AAACCGAGGCAAAAUGGUCGUCAACGUGUUCAUCUCGGCUGUGACCACUGACACGCUGAGCCGGAAGGAAGCAGUUGCUUGGGUCAAUAACCUACUCAAGAGUCACUUCACCAAAGUGGAAGAGAUGGCGUCUGGAGCCGCGUACUGUCAGCUCACUCAUCUCUUGUUCAACGCCAUCAACCUGAAGAAGGUCAAAUUCAACCCACGGAGCGAGCCCGAUGUUCUGAACAAUUGGAAGGUGCUCACAACGACCUGGAAGGAUCUCGGCAUUGACAAGCCGGUCGAUGUCGAGAAAAUGAAGAAGGCCAAGUUCCAGGACAACAUGGAGUUUUUGCAAUGGUUCUACAAGUUCUACAAUGCGAACCUGACCACGGAGCCAGAAGAAUAUGAUGCAGUUGGUGCUCGAUUCGGAGAGGACUUGCCCGCUCUGAAAGGAUCCACAGGCUCUCGUCCAGUUGCUGCUCCUGCUAGACCGGUGGCUGCCGCUCCGCCAAAGCCAAGGCCUGCUGCGCCAGCGGUUGCGGCUCCAGCUGUGAAAGCAUCAGUUCCACCGACAGUUCGCAACGGCACCCGGCCCGCUCCAGCGACAUCAGCCGGAACUCGACGCGCUGACCCAUCUGCAAGCGAAGAACUUCUCAAACAAGAAAUCGAGAAACACAAGGCCGCCAGUGAUGAAUGGGAGACGACGGCCAAGGAAAUGGAGACAGAACGAGAAUACUACUACUCAAUUCUUCAGCGUGUCGAAAGUCUUGCCAACGAAGCAGAGGAGAGUGGUUCCAGUACGGUCGACGUGGCGGCUCUGAAGACGAUUCUCUACGCCGGAAACGAGGACACUGAGCAGGUCGAUGAAAUCGAAAACGAACAUCUUGUCGAGUCUCUGCAGGCAAAUCUGGACGAUACGGAGACUUUCUAAAUAUUGUUGUUUCCCAUUGCUUAUCCUAUCCCCGUAUACUCACGAUUCCCAUCAAUUUCUGCUCGUUUUAAGAGCACACUCCCCCCGCUUCAAUGUGCCAUCGAUUUCCACAUUAAUUUAUUAUCAGCAAUCACUUCAUAUUUUCUGUAAAAUAAGCAUAUUCGGCGAAUAUUUUUUAUUUAUUUCAAGCCUUGGAAAUAAACAAGGAAUCGCAA